Molecule: messenger RNA, 478 nt
Organism: Apaloderma vittatum (bar-tailed trogon)
Lineage: Eukaryota; Metazoa; Chordata; Aves; Trogoniformes; Trogonidae
Product: guanine nucleotide-binding protein G(t) subunit alpha-2-like
Exons: 3
Biological process (GO): adenylate cyclase-modulating G protein-coupled receptor signaling pathway; detection of chemical stimulus involved in sensory perception of bitter taste
Cellular component (GO): photoreceptor outer segment; heterotrimeric G-protein complex; photoreceptor inner segment
Molecular function (GO): guanyl nucleotide binding; G-protein beta/gamma-subunit complex binding; GTPase activity
Source: RefSeq, a predicted model, not a curated record
UUACCUGAACCAGCUGGACAGGAUCACGGCCCCCGGUUACCUCCCCAACGAGCAGGACGUGCUGCGAUCCCGAGUGAAGACCACGGGCAUCAUCGAGACCAAGUUCUCCGUCAAAGACCUGAAUUUCAGGUGGAACCGCAUGCACGAAUCCCUGCACCUCUUCAACAGUAUAUGCAACCACAAGUUCUUCGCCGCCACGUCCAUCAUCCUCUUCCUCAACAAGAAGGACCUUUUCGAGGAGAAGAUCAAGAAAGUCCACCUCAGCAUUUGCUUCCCAGAGUACGACGGCCCCAACACGUUCGAAGACGCCGGGAAUUACAUCAAGACCCAGUUCCUGGAUCUCAACAUGCGAAAGGACGUCAAGGAGAUCUACAGCCACAUGACCUGUGCCACAGACACGCAGAACGUCAAAUUCGUCUUCGACGCCGUCACGGAUGUCAUCAUCAAAGAGAACCUCAAGGACUGCGGGCUCUUCUGA